AUCACAUCAACACAAUAUCUCCUUUAAUGACAAUGCCAAUUGUACCUUAAAAAUUCUGGGGUUACAGUGGAACCCAGUGUUAGAUGUAUUUUCCUAUUCAGUAAAACCAAUCGCGCGUGAGUGCACCAAAAGAGUUAUCUUGUCCGAAAUAGCCAAGAUUUAUGAUCCAUUAGGGUUUGUAGCUCCAGUUGUAUUAGUUGCCAAGUGCCUUAUUCAGCGUCUUUGGAUUCAAGGCGUUGGAUGGGAUGAAGUUCCUACUUCAGAUGUCGUUAACCAAUGGCAAGUGUAUGUCUCCCAACUUCCUUUAUUAUCCUCAUUUGCGAUUCCACGUCACGUAACUAUUUCUGAUGCUGUUUGCACUGAAUUACAUGGUUAUUGUGAUGCAUCUUUGUUAGCCUAUGGUGGUGUCUUAUACAUGAGACAAAUUGAUUCUGAAGGUAACGUACAUGUAAAUUUACUAUGCGCAAAAAGUAAGGUGUGUCCUUUAAAGGUUCUAUCCGUUCCCCGAUUGGAGACAUGUGCAGCCUUGCUUCUUUCCAAUUUGAUGCAUUUUGUGAUUACCAAUUCUCCCAUUAAAUUUGACAGAAUCUAUGCUUGGUCUGACUCCAGUGUAGCCUUGUAUUGGAUUAAAAGUCAUCCUUCCCGGCUUAAGACUUUUGUAGCCAAUCGUGUUCAGCAGAUCCAAGAUAGAAUUCCUCCCAAUAGGUGGUUUCACAUCAGUGGUGUAGGAAACCCUGCUGAUUGCCUUUCUCGUAGUUUGUUGCCCAAGCAAUUGCUUGACCAUCCGUUAUGGUUCAAUGGCCCCCCAUGGUUAAAGUUGUCUCACGAACUCUGGCCAACCCCUUUAGAGUUCGAUCCAAAGGAUAAUCCGAUUGCGCUUCAAGAAGAACGCAAAGUUACUUGUAAUUUAACCAUACCAGAAAAUUCAUGUGUUGUAAUUAGGCUGCUUGAGCGGUUUUCUUCCUUAAAAACUGUUCAACACAUCGUAGCAUAUUGUAUACGGUUCCGGGACAAAGGUCUAAAGAAAAGAUCACUUCCCUUAUCCCAAGGUUUAAGUGCUGAUGAGAUAUAUCAAGCUACUUGUAUCAUUGUUAAAUCUGUCCAAGACAAAGUCUUUGUUGAGGAAAUUAAAUGCCUAAAAACCAAUUUAGCUACCCCUAAACCCUUUAGAAAACUUGCCCCGUUUUUGGACUCCCAUGGAGUCGUCAGGGUGGGCGGACGUUUGCGCCAUUCUGAUUUACCAUUUGAUGCCAAGCAUCCUAUGCUUCUUCCCAGAGAUCAUCGAUUGACCUCGUUAAUUAUUGAAAUGUUUCAUAAAGAUCAUGGCCAUCCUGGUCCCCGUCUUUUACAAUAUCUUUUAAGACAGCAAUUUUGGAUCUUAUCUAUUGGUAGAGCCGUAAAUUCUGUCCUAUCCCAAUGUUUUAGAUGUCAUAGAGUGAAACCAAUUCCGUUUUCCCCCUUCAUGAGUGAUAUACCCAAAGUUCGUAUUUCCCAAGUUAAACCAUUUUCACAGUGUGGAGUGGAUUAUAUGGGCCCCAUACCACUUACCAUGUCUAGGCGUAGAGGUGUUCAAAGCCAAAAGGGCUAUAUAUGUCUGUUUGUGUGCAUGGUUACCAAAGCCCUACACCUUGAAGUAGCGUCCGAUUUGUCCUCUGAAUGCUUUUUAGCGGCAUUUAGACGCUUUGUUUCACGUCGUGGCAGAUGCUCUGAUAUGUACAGUGACCAAGGCACCAAUUUUGUAGGUGCUUCCCGAAUGCUUUUGUCCUAUCUGCAGGGUUCGGCAGAAACGUUGCAUAUUCAAUGGCACUUUAAUCCGCCUUCCGCACCACACUUCGGAGGCCUGUGGGAGGCAGGUGUUAAAUCGGUUAAAGCGCAUCUUGCGAGAGUGAUAGGUCAACAAGUAUUAUCCUUUGAGGAAAUGUCCACUGUUUUGGCGCAAUGUGAAGCCAUUUUGAAUUCCAGACCCCUCUGUGAGAUGAGUUCCAACCCCAAUGAUUUAGAGUGUCUGACUCCUGGUCAUUUCCUGACCAUGGAAGCUCUUACCGCUCCUCCUGAUGAGGCACUAAUCGAUAUCCCUUUUCAUCGACUGAAACGUUGGCAAUUGAUUCAGCAAUUGCACCAAAGCUUCUGGAAACGUUGGUCUUUGGAAUACCUAAAUCGAUUGCAACAACGCAAUAAAUGGACUCUCCCUGACCGUUGUCCAAAAGUUGGCUCUCUUGUCGUAAUCAAAGACAAUAACCAACCCCCUCUUAAUUGGCUUAUUGGUAGGCUGGAAAGGAUUUACUCCAGUCCCGAUAACGUUCCCAGAGUUGUGCAAAUUCGUACAACGAAAGGACUAUUGGACCGACCUCUAAUAAAGGAGUUUUGCUAUGGAAAUCCUUAUCAGGUGUGAUUACACACUUGACCUUUUAAGUUGCCUAAGAGAAAAAAUUGUAUUUUUUGGUGGGCGGAAUGUUUGGAAUUGGCAAAUUUAAAGGGUAUUUGAAUGCACCGCCAAUUUUGUUAGAAGUAUUGAUUAUUUUAAUUGACCAAUAACAAUCCAUAUCCGCGUGCAUGCGUCAAUGAUGGCUUGGACAGGUGCACGCUUCCUCCCGCGAGAGACGGGCUUUUUGAUCGGUACCAUCGUACGAUACGCAUCGAAACAUAGAAUAGCGUGUGUGUUGAGAAAACUGGCCGGCCAACCAUCUAAUCUACAGUUCUACAUAUACCAAUUCAUCGAGUGUCAGGUAAGUCGUUAUUGACGCCGUAAAUUUGUAAUUGUUUUCUUUUUCUUAUUUUCUUUUGCGUGUGAAGUUCACGCUGGUCCUUCAAUACCUAUUAUUUGUCCUUUCCAAAAGGAGCCCCC
Anthonomus grandis grandis is the source of this 2845-nucleotide messenger RNA. RefSeq lists its product as uncharacterized. The record is from RefSeq and is a predicted model, not a curated record. NCBI's taxonomy places the organism in Eukaryota, Metazoa, Arthropoda, Insecta, Coleoptera, Curculionidae. The transcript is spliced from 2 exons. Gene Ontology annotation, biological process: DNA integration. The coding region runs from base 416 to 2392 and encodes 658 amino acids. Gene Ontology annotation, molecular function: nucleic acid binding.